AUGGGCAUCCGGCCGCACGAGCGCAUAUCCUGGGGCCUUGAAUCCGUAAAGGGUGUGGAGCUGGGCAUCCGUAUCAACCACCGCUCUGGCUACAUCCCCUUGUCCGAAUCCUCGGGCGAGCUUCCAUCCGAGAUUGAUGGAGUCUUGAAUACCCGUGUUCAUGCCCUGGCCGCCCGCCGGGCUGUGGAUGUGCGCCGCAUCCCCGGCCACAAGAAGGCGGCGGCUUCGCCGCGCGUCGCAGAGGAAGAAGUCCUGCGGGUAUGGCGCCCCCUCAAAGGAAAGACCUGCUGCGUGACGGACGACACUAUGCGCGCCGUCACAGCCAACAACGUAGGCGCACCGGAUUUGUUCCUUGGACUCGCCCUUGGCUAUCACAACGUCAACCCCACCAUUGUCCUGCUGUAUCUCCUCCACGGCCGCGUUCCACUCCACUUCGUGGCCUUGUUGCUUCAGGCGAUUUCGCAAGACACCCUCCGUGUGAGCCUGCGACACCCAGAUUGGCUGUGGAUACUCGGUGUGCUUGAUACCAAGGUCGGUAAAGUCCAGCGCCGCGGCCCUGGAUUUGUGCACAAAUACCCUCAUCCCGGUCCCGAUAGUGCCGAGAUCCCUCAAGUCAUCAGAAACCCCGUGCCGCCUCAGAAGCUCAAGGCUUCGUGGGUGGACAACCAAGGCUCGGCUCUUGUCUGA
Parascedosporium putredinis is the source of this 687-nucleotide messenger RNA. NCBI's taxonomy places the organism in Eukaryota, Fungi, Ascomycota, Sordariomycetes, Microascales, Microascaceae. The record is from the annotation of a GenBank genome assembly.